Talaromyces rugulosus is the source of this 717-nucleotide messenger RNA. RefSeq lists its product as uncharacterized. Lineage: Eukaryota; Fungi; Ascomycota; Eurotiomycetes; Eurotiales; Trichocomaceae. The coding region runs from base 1 to 717 and encodes 238 amino acids. The transcript has a single exon. The record is from RefSeq and is a predicted model, not a curated record.
AUGAAAUUCUUACCGAUUGUUUUGACUGUCCUCGCUUCCCUAAUUCCGUCCUGUAUGGCACUCUGCGAUAUCAGCUGGAACAUCCCCGAUGUCCCUUCCGAAGGAUUAACAGACAUUACCUUUCCGAUUAACAUCGCCAAUGCCCCUCAUACAGCAGGUUACUACUUUGCGCAACAGUUCGGUUUUGUUGGACUCGCAGAUGUCGGGUACAUUGGUUUGCAGCCGCGACCGGACUCUGACUCUGGUAGCACCAUGCACGGUGUCUUUUCUUCUUUUGUCUCUGGCGCCACGUCUACAGAUGACAACUGCAGUAACGGCGCAGAUGGUGGAGAUGGAGUGAGCUGCGCAGUUGAUUUUCUCGCGUCUUACUCGGAUACCUGGAAUCUAGUAGUUACGAGCGAUGGAAAUACCUGGUCUGGUGCGGCUGUCGAUUCUUCUUCAGGGGUGCAGCAGAAUAUAGGUACAUACACCUUGCCAGCCGGUGCAGGUGGUAUUCAGAGUUCACAAGUGGGCUUCGUGGAGUACUAUCCCUGGAAUGGUAAUUCUACCUUCACAUGUGCGGAUCUCCCAAGUACAAAAGGGACUUUCUAUCCUCCUACAACACAGAGUUCGUCCAAUGGUGCGGUAACAGGGGACAUUAGCGGCUCGGUUGACAAUUGUCAAUCAUAUAUAACCCAGCAAUCGAUUUCUGGUGGAGUGGACUUCAGUAUAUCUUAG